AUGUUGACCGGAAGGAUCACAGCUUUGUCAAGAUUUAUCUCCAAAUCAUUCGACUGGAGCCUGCAGUUCUUCAAAAUUUUGCGGCGAGCAACCAAGUUCCACUGGGACGAAGGGUGUGACCGGGCCUUUGAAGAACUCAAACAAUAUCUCAGUUCCUUGCCUAUUUUGGCCAAGCCGAUCGUAGGAGAGCCUCUCUGGAUUUAUUUAUCAUCCACCGAGUAUGCGGUUGGAUCAACAUUAAUUAGGCAAGAGGAAGGAAUACAGCAACCAGUGUACUUUUUGAGCCACAUAUUAAAAGAUGCCGAGUUGCGUUACACUGGUCUUGAAAAGCUCGCUUAUGCAUUAGUUCUUGCCGCUCGAAGACUCCGGCCUUAUUUCCUGGCUCACUCCAUAAUCUUAAUGACCAACAGCGCCUUGGGUCGAGUACUGCUCAACCCUGAGGCAUCGGGUCGGCUAAUCAAGUGGACUACUGAGCUCAAUGAGUUUGAUAUCCAGUGCCAACCCCGGUCGGCCAUAAAAGCCCAAGCACUGGCGGACUUCAUCACGGAAGUGCAAAGUCCUGAGCCAGAAACCGCAUGGAGGGUGUACGUGGAUGGAUCAUCAGCUCGUCAGGGAAGCGGAAUUAACAUCUUACUCAUAUCUCCAAGAGAAGAUCGAAUGCAGUUAUCCAUUCGGCUGGACUACCGAGCCACCAACAACGAAGCUGAGUAUGAAGCGCUCAUAGUCGGUCUGCAAGCUGCUCGGCAUGUCGGUGCCACCAAGGUACUCCUACACUCAGACUCACAGUUGGCGGCCCAGCAGCUAAACGGAAUGUUCGAGAUCAAUAGCGCGCGGCUCAGGCUAUACGCGGAGGCAUUCGAAAGGCUCAAGGGGAGUUUCCUGGAGGUUGUUAUACAGAAGAUUCCCCAGUCAAAAAACCAAGUAGCAGACGAGCUGGCCAAGCUAGCCAGCACAGUAAUUUCGGUCGUCGUCAGUGGCCCAAUCGAACAGGUCUCCCUAGUGGCUCAUGUUGACCGAUCGGGAGGAAUACCACUUCCGGAAGAUUGGAGGACGCCCAUCAUUGAGUUCCUCCAGUCGGGGGGUCAGUUGGGGAGCCGAGAGGCCGAUCGAACUCUACGGAAGCGAGCCGCUCGAUUCACAUUAGUGGGCGAGCAGUUAUAUAAAAAGGCGUUCUCGCGUCCCCUGCUCAAGUGUGUGGGUGCUGAAGAUGCUGAAUACAUCAUUCAAGAAGUGCAUCAAGGUUCUUGCGGGGGACAUCCGGGAGGACGAUCACUGGCAAAGAAGAUUAUUCUGGUAGGAUAUUUCUGGCCGACACUCCAAGAGGAUGCGAGCCGCAGGGUGGCCACCUGUUUGUCCUGUCAAAAGUAUCACAAUUUGACACACAGGCCGACCGCCGAAAUAAAAAUGUCCACAGUCGCAUGUCCGUUCGACCAAUGGGGGAUGGACAUAGUCGGCCCUUUUCCUAUGACAACCGGCUAA
This is a messenger RNA of Zingiber officinale, 1479 nucleotides long. RefSeq lists its product as uncharacterized. Bases 1 to 1479 code for a protein of 492 amino acids. Gene Ontology annotation, molecular function: RNA-DNA hybrid ribonuclease activity; nucleic acid binding. NCBI's taxonomy places the organism in Eukaryota, Viridiplantae, Streptophyta, Magnoliopsida, Zingiberales, Zingiberaceae. The transcript has a single exon. The record is from RefSeq and is a predicted model, not a curated record.